AUGAAAAGAAAAGCAGUCAAGCAAUUUUGUUUAGAAGCAACUUCAACGCCGAACUCGUCAACUGGUUUAUUUUGGAAAAAAAUGAAACCACUUUUACCAACCAAUAAAUCUAACAAUGACGGAUCGACAAUACAACUUAUUGAGAAUGGGUUAAUGAUUACAGAUCCUAGCUCAGUAUUCAAUAACUAUUUUACGACCCCAUCUGUUGAAGAAACAAUCUUAAACUUGACUGAACAAGAUUUUGAGAAUUAUAUUAGUGUACGGGCAAUCAAGGAACAAUGUCAUGAUUUGUAUUUCUCAUUCCAGCAAAUUAACAUGGAUGAAAAGAAAGCUAGUGGGCCUGACGGUUAUCAACCAAAGUUACUUAAAGCCUCAGCUCCUGCAAUUGCCUUGCCACUCACUAAUUUAUUUAAUUAUUGUAUUGAUAAAAGUACCUGGCCGAAUGCAUGGAAACAAGGAGAUGUCACCCCUGCAUGUUCACAAAAAAGAUGA
Molecule: messenger RNA, 492 nt
Organism: Paramuricea clavata
Lineage: Eukaryota; Metazoa; Cnidaria; Anthozoa; Malacalcyonacea; Plexauridae
Source: the annotation of a GenBank genome assembly